AGAAAACACAUUUAUGGUACAACAGAUGUUUGUGAGCAAACAAGCAGGGCUGCAUUAUUCCUCGGUCUAUGCUUCACACUCACAUCAACAAGUGUGCGUCGGCUGCACGCCGAUAAGCUAGAGAUAACCAAACAGAAAAAUAGGUCUGAUAAGCGAAAUUAGGCAGCGAGAAAGGUACACUCCGCUGUGACACCGAACCCUCAUUCCCGUUCCGCUCACCCCCAGAUAUCAAUUGGAAUAGACUGACGCACUCUAACCGAAGUUCCAGAUGGCGCGAUGACAUUGAGGUGGGCGGGGCUUGGAGGAGUGUCUCGCCCAAUAGGAACAGUUGUGCGUUCGGGCUCUGUGGUGGGGUGAUGUGCAGUAGACCCGCUGGUCCUCGCAUAUAUUUAUUUGCUGGGUGGGAAAGGAGGCCUGACCCUGAGAAAACUCCCACGGGUGUAUUGGUAUGACCCCCGUCACUGGUACUUCCUAUUGAAGAGGUGCCAAGUCCCUGCCCCUGUUUUACUGCCGCACUUCGCAAAACAGAGGAAGCAGAGCUGCUCACACACAUUAGUAACUGCUACGUGAUAUCAUGUGCAACCCGGUGAGUGAGUUUGUGCCCCGUGGUUAGGAGGCACUACUUGUGCGGAGAAACGUACUUGCAGCUUGCACGUCCAGUCCCUGCCACCCCGUGACUCUACAUUACUUGCAUACACUCCAACAGACUGCGCGUGUAGCGCAAACGCUCUGCACCUUGAUACUUGUUUAUUCGCCAUAUUUUUGACGCUCUGGGAUGUAAGUGGCGCAGACAGGAGUUGUGCGUUUGAUGUUCCGCCAAGAGGGCAGAAGCGGAGCGCUGGAGGCUGUGCUGAGGGAGGAGGGCAGAAUGUCCCGUUACUCGGACUGGCUCUAUGGAGGAGUGGACCCCAACAUCGCAGGUAAUGGGGGCAUGGAGUGCGCCUCCUUUCUCCCCCUGGGGCAGCGCUUGCUGGAGAGCCUGGUGCUACUGAUUGUGUCCCUGUUGGAGAUCGUGGUGUCUCUAAGGAAGAUCCGGAGAGGCAGAACUGGAGAUUCGGAGCCCUGUGGCACCACUGCUGAGAGCCUAGGCAAAAACCUGCUCUUGAUGACCAUGUGCCUGACCUUUGGAGUGGAAGUGGGAUUCAAGUUCGCCACCAAGACUGUCAUCUAUCUGCUCAAUCCAUGCCAUGUGGUUACUAUGCUGCAGAUUUUUCUCCUGGCCUGUCCACCUUGUAAGCUUGCCACUAUAAUAUUCAGGCUUCAGAUGCACAUGUUAAAUGGGGCCCUUCUUGCUUUGGUGUUCCCUGUGCUAAACACUAGAUUGCUUCCAUUUGAGGUUGAGGUAUACUAUGUCCAACAUGUCAUGCUGUAUGUGGUGCCCUUCUACCUGCUUCGAAAAGGAGGGGUGUACACUCCGGAGCCUAUGAGUGAUUUCUGGUGGGCUAUUCUGGCAACUGGGCUCAUGUUUUUCUACCACUUCAGCUUCCUGCAGAUCCUGGGCCUGGUCACAGAAGUAAAUCUGAACAACAUACUGUGCCCGGCCAUAUCUGAUCCCUUUUAUGGGCCAUGGUAUCGAAUCUGGGCAUUGGGGCAUCAAACCCUCAUGACUCUGAUCCACGGGAAGCUCAUUGUCUUCUUGUUUUCUUGUGGUCUGCCAAGAUGGAAAUUCUUUAUGGAUCUUUUUAAUUUGCCUGGGAAGAAAGUGGACUGAAGAUUCAUUUCAGGAGGCCAAUACGAGGGACUGAGACUUGUCACUCAUCGCUGCCAUAUACUGUCUCUGGCUUUAAAGAAAGGGCCUAACAUUUCUUGUUCCAGUGUUACUGUGACUUGUGUGGGUAUAAAAUAAGUGACCUUACUGAAAAGUGCUCUGUUUUGCCUAAUGGUUGGAAACAAAUUGCUGAUACCUCUCAGAAAACAAGGCAGCUAGUCUAAGGCAAAACAAACUCGUGGGUUAUGUGCAGAAGAAAUGGCUCACUAACUCACCAGUUCUCUUACCAAUCCUGUUUUCCACACCUAUACUGAUUUUCAUUAGUGGUUUCUCACAGAUCUAAACCAGUGUUUGUCAUUUAGAUCUUUAUGGACCAGGGACAAUACCCAAAAAGUUAAGUGCUCAUAAGGCAUUCUUUUCUCUUGCUAUGGCGGAAAAUACAUGGGACGGAAUUAAGAUCAAAGUUUUUAAUUCUUUAAAGGGCAUAUGUGUUAGACACAUUUUAUAUACAGGUACACUACUGUGUGUAUAUAUACACUUAAUGUACAUUUCUAACAUUGAUAUUUAAUGUAAAAAUAUACACUCCCCAUACUGCACUGGACUGAAAGUGGAAUUGCUAUAAGUGGCUAUAUUUAAACCAAACCCUGACUCUUGGUUAGACAGGGGCUGCUCUGAGACAGCCACAAUCUGGGUCACAAAGUGGCACCGUCUGACAAAGCAGGGCCUCACUGAGCACCACAAGCAGCUCGUGCAUUCAUGUUCCUCGACCAGUUAUUUACUUUUUUGCAUUCAUAAGCCACAACAUAACUUCUUUUUGCGACCAAAUAGGCUAGGCACUCUCAUGAUAAUACGCUUAUGCUCUGCAGGGAUUUUGUUGUCACUCUAUCAGACAGCACUCCAAAUGUGUCCCUGCUGCAUUUAGCACAUUUUGGUGACAUUGUACAUAUAUAUAUACAUAUAUAUAUAGAACAGGAAAAAAGCUUGCACUCAGGUCUUAGUGAUGAAAAUAUAGGUGUUUAUUAGCAAAAAUUGACUAACGUUUCGGCAAACACUCAAGCCUUUCUCAAAGUGCAAAAACAAUCAAUCAGCAACCCUGUACUAUUCUACUUUGGCUUUAGCACCCAAGCAUCUGUGACUACUAUACGAGUUGUGCGUAUAUAUAUAUAUAUAUAUAUAUAUAUAUAUAGAUAUAUAUAGAUAUAUAUAUAUAGAUAUAUAUAUAUAUAUAUAGAUAUAUAUAUAUAUAUAUAUAUAUAUAUGAUAUUGUUUGUUUUCUGUUGCUGAGGAAAACUAAACUUUGAAACUGAUAAAUUAUGAGACAGCAAAGCCAUGUUGUAUAGCAACUAUUUUGAUUGGUCCAGAUUGUGGUUUAUACAUCCCCAAAUAAUAAUUGGCUUUUAUUUAACUUUUGUUGCUGAGUAUUCUUAUCUUUAACAGUCUGAACAUCAAAAGUGUGUGCAUGCGUGAUUUGUUGAAGGGCUCUCUUGCCAUGGAAUGAACCUCACAGGACAGAACUGUUAUAGGGAUGGUAUGAUAAUUGUUCUAUUUAUACACCCCCCAAAGUCUGUGUUAACCAUAUACCCUGCCCCCUGCAAUUCACUCCCAAACUGCCCAUUCGGCUUCCCAAUGAGUAUAAUAAGGUGGAUAUGGGGCUAGAAAUGCUCAUUUGAGUGUUGGGGGAAGUAGGAUUGAUGUUUUAACCAUCGUCAAACUUAAAUGGGAAAUUCUCUUUAAAAAUAUCUUUAUUAUGAUGUAGAGUAAUAGUUAAAUAUUUCCAAUUACACAAAACAAGUUUUCUUUAAAUAUAUGUUUUGAAGCACUCAUCUUGGAAUUUUACUGCAGCCCCUUAUACCCACAACAAGGCCGUGGCUUGAAUGACCGAAUAAAAGCUGAAUGGGGAUAGUGAUAAAGAAAAUAAACAUAUUAAUUACAAUACAAAAAUCUAGUCAUGUACUUUGAUUUCUCUUGUCAGUGACUGGCAAAACUCAAGGCUGCAGAAAGGCAGAUCGCAGUGAUAUAAAUCUAGGUGUCAAUUAUUCUUAUGUCACUACGUCCAUCAUACGAACAGUUCAUUUUCAUGUGAACUACUCCUUUAAAGCACUGAUACUACACACUCCCCAAACUAAGGUCAGGGGAAACAUUAUAUUUUGUUUACAACUGGCUAGAAACUGUUUCCCAUGAUGUCCACCCGAGUGGCUUCCCUAAAAGAAAACCAGUAAACCAAUCCACCUACAUGAAUUGGCCCUGACAAGUGUUCAAACUACAAUCAACAAUAGGUACUUUUAAUUCUCUGUAUAGUGAAUGGCGAUUCUGCCUUUUGCUUAGUUUUCUCAACCUCCCUGUUACUUUUUAUGGUGAUAUUUUGUUUAAAGGGAAACUGUGCAAAUGAUUGGGAGAUGUGCUGAUGGGAUUGAUGUUGUCUGUAGCUCACUGUGCAACAUGUUGGUGCCAUUGAAUUCAUAAUGGUAUUGUGGCAGGAGGAUUCCAAGAUCCUUUAGCUGUUAAGGGCCUGGGAGAGUUUUCAACAUACAAAUCCCUUUACUCCUGUGAUUGGAUUGAAACCUGCUAAAUGUGCUCAGAUUGGGCCAGAGUAGCACAAGCUGCGUGUAAACAAAUAGCUUACCUUCUCCAUCUUUCGUGAAAAUACAACAUUGCACCCAAUAUUAGUUUAUAUACAGACUUAGAGGCACAGUUCUAGGUUACAUAUAAUGAGGAAGGUUGAAUCAUUGCAUUUUCUACAGCCAGUGAAUGUCAGGCUGGAGCUUUAACACAGCCCAUAUUUUACCAGGCACAGAGAAGACAAGGAGUGGCCGAUGUUCCAGUCUAUAAUAUACAAAUAUUUCAUGUGGAUUAACCCCCCCCCCCCACC
Xenopus laevis (African clawed frog) is the source of this 4577-nucleotide messenger RNA. RefSeq names its product transmembrane protein 164 S homeolog (gene tmem164.S). The transcript is spliced from 6 exons. Bases 809 to 1711 code for a protein of 300 amino acids. Lineage: Eukaryota; Metazoa; Chordata; Amphibia; Anura; Pipidae. The record is from RefSeq and is a predicted model, not a curated record. Gene Ontology annotation, cellular component: membrane.